AUUAUCGAGGAAGACGUGGCGCGGCCGCUUAGGGCAGUUGGCGGUCGCAAAUCUGUGGCCCUGUCCAUGAGUCUGAUGGCCAGGAGCUGUCCAGAGAACACCAUAAUCAAGGCCGACACCACGAGCCAAUGUAGCGACAUGCCACUGAACAUGACUCGAAUUUGCGCGGUGUACCCCGGCUUACUCCAAGCCCACCACUAUUCAAUAAUGACACGGCGCUACAACGGCGCGGACGACGAUGGACUCACGAAAGACGUGUUUUUCGAGACCGGCGAUACAUUUUCAGCUAAGGCCUACGCGAUGGCGAAGCAAAUAAAGCGGAGCGGCGCCGACCCGUUCACGUUUAUCAUCGAGAGGUACGACCUGGAGCCUCAACAAGAGAUCUACUACAAACAUCCGGAGAAAGACAAUGUCGUGCUUUGCGAGGCCAAAGCGUUUGGCUUCACGAACAAGACGAAAGCGAAGCUCAUGAGCCUGUGAUAUAGAGACCAACAGGCGUAUACCCCAGCGCUUGAUUCCAGAAACUGGCACUUCUGUCGGUGACUACAGUACUUAUAGUAUUAUUACGCCCGCGUUUUCGUGUCGGCCUGUGUAAUAGUUGUCUUCUCCUUAUGUUGGCUGUGUGCAAGCGUCGAGUUGUGACACUCCGAUUAUAAAGACUGA
This is a messenger RNA of Dermacentor andersoni, 663 nucleotides long. RefSeq lists its product as uncharacterized. The record is from RefSeq and is a predicted model, not a curated record. Lineage: Eukaryota; Metazoa; Arthropoda; Arachnida; Ixodida; Ixodidae.